Messenger RNA from Adineta ricciae, 2079 nucleotides. The record is from the annotation of a GenBank genome assembly. NCBI's taxonomy places the organism in Eukaryota, Metazoa, Rotifera, Eurotatoria, Adinetida, Adinetidae.
AUGCCUCCUGCAACUUUACCGAAAUCGUCCACUCCGAUCAGUGCGCUAUCAUCAGUCGCCACAAAUAAUGCCAACAUGGCUGUGCAAAGCGGUCCUUAUACGAAAACACAAUUUCAAAGUACAAUGGAAGGUUCGCGAACAAUCAAAACUGCGAAAGAAGUCGAACAGCUUCUUCGUGACUAUCCAGCGGCAUUAGAGCUUUAUCGAACAGGAAAAUAUAAAGUAAAAGUGAAAUGUGAAGCAGAUGUUGAACGUGUUAUUCUUGUUGAAAAACGAUCACCGAAAGUUGUAUCCAACAACUCAUCCGUCGCUAAUGACAUCAAUGAAGCUAAUCAAACCGUUCCUGAUGUUUCCAUUACAACUGAACCAGAUAAUGACACGAAAAAAGACCGAAGCCCGAGACGUUCACGCAGUCCAGCCCAAUAUCAAGAUCGUGUUGCACCGACAACCACAACGAUUUCCCAAUCGGGUAACAUUGUUCAUACAACAAUAUCUUCAAUUCGUAUGACAAGUAAUACUCAGCCUAAAGUUGAUCAUCAACGCACACAUUCGAAAGAACGUGAAACNGAUGUUUCCAUUACAACUGAACCAGAUAAUGAUACGAAAAAAGACCGAAGCCCGCGACGUUCACGCAGUCCGACCCAAUAUCAAGAUCGUGUUGCACCGACAACCACAACGAUUUCCCAAUCGGGUAACAUUGUUCAUACAACAAUAUCUUCAAUUCGUAUGACAAGUAAUACUCAGCCUAAAGUUGAUCAUCAACGCACACAUUCGAAAGAACGUGAAACAUCUGUAACACCACAACAAAAGCAGUCGACUAAUCAUCGUAGUCAUUCACGUGAAAGUCAACGUAAGGCAUCGUAUAGUAAACAACAAGGAAAUAAGAUUAGUAGAGAAUAUCCCAAAAUGAUGAUGCCCUAUGCGCCAAAUGCUCCCAAUCCUGGCAAUCUUUGGCAACAGCAACGACCUGUCCAACCCUAUUUCAGCAAUCCUCUGUUACAGCAGCAACGAUCCAAUUUGUUCAUGACUCCAUCCUUUGUUCCACAACAAAACCCAAUCUAUCGACAACCCUUCUACUAUGGACAACAGCCAUCUACUCAUGUUGUUUAUCAGCAACCACAACAACAACCUGUCUAUCCUCCACUAUCCGUCUCGACUGUCGGCAAAGCCAAAUUACACUCUACCAAUAACUAUGCCACGUCAUCCCGAUCUGCAUCGAAUACUAUGGGGCUUCCACCAUCAUUUCGUACAUUUCAUUCCAACCAACAACAGCAUGCCACUCUGCGUCCAAUGUAUCAACCACAAGUUCCCUUCCCCUUCAACUCACCAUGGGCAAACAUGCCCAACCAACCUAUGUCCAGCAUGAUGCCAAACAACAACAUUUAUGCCGAUCAAAAACGAGGCGCAAGAGAUCGUGCACGAAGUGUUGACACAGGUGGUCGACAUAAUCCAGCCAUGCGUGUACCUAACAUGUUUCAACAGCAGCUAGUGCCAGCACUACAACCUCAACAACAACAACAACAACAACAACAACAACAACAACAACAGCUGCCACCUGUUCCUGUGAUGGAACCCAAAGUUCACCAGCAUCACCAUCAUCAUCAUCAUCGUCACCGUUCCCAUCAUACUGGCCAGUCAGUAUCAAGUAAUAAAGAGCAAAGUGUUGUAUCGAAAGAACAGCCACCUGUCGGUGUCGGCGAGAAAUUAACUGUCCGUCAACUCAAUGAGAUUUUCAUGCAAAUGGAUCCAUCAGGUCGCUUACCCUAUACUUCAAUACCCGCUGUUUUACAGCGAUUCGGUAUCACAUUAACAGAAAAUGAUGUUACUUCCGCUGGAAAAGAGCUUGGAUACAAUUUGAAUGAGGCAUUAUCUGCUCGACGUCUUGUUCAUAUCUUAGUUAAAUUAGGUAAAAUAACUAAAUCCAAUCAACAGCAACAACAACAACAACAACAGCAGCAACAUCCACCUAUAUCGCCAUCGAUGCUACCUGAAGAUCGUGAAGUGACUGAUAUAAUGGCCCAACGAAAAGCAAAAGCUGCUCAUUCGGAAUCAUCAACACAACCUAAUCAAUGGAAUUAG